Molecule: messenger RNA, 723 nt
Organism: Didymodactylos carnosus
Lineage: Eukaryota; Metazoa; Rotifera; Eurotatoria; Philodinida; Philodinidae
Source: the annotation of a GenBank genome assembly
AUGUCUGAAAAUAAAACGAAAUUUCUUCCCCGACGUAAUCCUCAUAUUUACUAUGUUCCCCGAAAACCAGAUGUUCAAAAAGGCGUUUUAUUUACUCCUAAGACCAAUCACAUUCAACCAUUACAUAAACAAAUUUAUUUUCGUCCACCACUACUCCCUGCACUCCCCACUUCACGUAAACGGGAACAAUUAAAGUCGAAUUCAAGACCAGUACAAUUAUUACCAAUUCAUAGACAAAAAGAAAAAUCAACCUCAGUACCACGAUUAAAGUAUGUUCCAUCAUCACCAUCAGCUAAAUCGACUGUACCAUCAUCACCAUCAACCGGACACAAAAUUUAUCAUUCUAAAGAGUCGGCCGAAAACCCUAGAUCAAGAUGGAAAAAAGCGUUUAAACUCGUUAAAGAAAGUAACCAAAAGAAUAAAAUUGAAACAAUAAAUCUAAAUCGAACAAAUAACGGCUAUAUCAGCAGUGAUAAUGGCUAUUCAUCAAGUAAUCGCUAUGAAAAUUCAUUACGAAUGCAUCAACGUAAACAACAACGAUACGAUGAACAAGCUAAACUAUUUGGUGAAACAUUGACUCUUGUACGGUUUGAAGAACGUUUUUUAUAUGCGAAUAUACCUCAACCAAUUAUUUAUCCUCAAAAUAUGUAUAAUUCAUUGAAUAUGAGUAAUGCAUGUGCAUGGAGACCUGCAAUGACAAGAAUGGGACCAGCUGGUGGAUGA